AUGAGCAACACAAAGAAAACAGGAGAUGUUGAUAUUAAAACGAGCUUGCUGGUCCGAUUUCUGGACAACACGUUCGGAAAUACUAGAUCAACGAUAGGAGCAUCCUUUUUCAAGAAAUCAAUCCCAAGCAAAACUGGAAAAGGAUCCAUAGAGCUUGGUCUCUGGGAUACAGCUGGUCAGGAGAGAUAUGACUCUCUGAGCUCUUUUUACUGUCGGCACACGAACGUAGCCUUGAUUUGCUAUAAUGUUACAGAUGAAUCCACAUUUCACAACAUUCAAAAAUGGUAUCACAAACUUGAGACCAGUGUACCAGCAGAGGAUUGUUUUGUUAUUUUGGUUGGAACUAAAUCAGACUUGGGCAAACCUGUAAUUACAGAAAAAAAGUGGAAGAUUUGA
Molecule: messenger RNA, 396 nt
Organism: Naegleria fowleri
Lineage: Eukaryota; Heterolobosea; Eutetramitea; Acrasida; Naegleriidae
Exons: 7
Coding region: 1-396 (131 amino acids)
Biological process (GO): intracellular protein transport
Cellular component (GO): endomembrane system
Molecular function (GO): GTPase activity; GTP binding
Source: RefSeq, a predicted model, not a curated record